UCACUCAUCAACUCACUCAUCAACUAACCAACUCACUCACCAACUCACUCACUCACACACCAACUCACUCACUCACCUACUCACUAACCCACCAACUCACUAACCCACCAACUCACUCACCAACUCACUUACUCACCAACUCACUCACCAACUCACUCACUCAUCAACUAACCAACCCACUCACCAACUCACUCACCAACUAAUUCCCUAACUCACUCACCAACUCACCAACUCACUCACCAACUAACUCACUCACUCACCAACUCACUGACUCACAAAGUCACUCACGAACUCACUCACUCACUCACCAACUCACUCACCAACUCACUAACUCACUCACCAACUCAGUAACUCACAAAGUCACUCACCAACUCACUCACUCACCAACUCACUCACCAACUCACUCACCAACUCACUUACUAGCUCACUCACUCACCAACUCACCAACUCACUCACAAACUCACUCACUCACCAACUCACUCACCAACUCACUCACUCACCAACUCACUAACUCACAAAGUCACUCACAAACUCACCAACUCAGUCACCAACUCACUCACUCACCGACUCACUAACCCACCAACUCACUCACUCACUCACCAACUCACUCACCAACUCACUCACUCACCGACUCACUAACCCACCAACUCACUCACCAACUCACUCACUCACCAACUCACUCAUCAACUCACUCAUCAACUAACCAACUCACUCACCAACUCACUCACUCACCAACUCACUCACUAACUCACUCACCAACUCACUCACUCACCAACUCACUCACCAACUCACUCACCAACUAACUCACUCACUCACCAACUCACUGACUCACAAAGUCACUCACGAACUCACUCACUCACCAACUCACUCACCAACUCACUAACUCACUCACCAACUCACUCACCAACUCACUCACUAACUCACUCACCAACUCACUCACUCACCAACUCACUCACCAACUCACUCACCAACUCACUCACUAGCUCACUCACUCACCAACUCACCAACUCACUCACCAACUCACUCACCAACUCACUCACUCACCAACUCACUAACUCACAAAGUCACUCACGAACUCACCAACUCAGUCACCAACUCACUCACUCACCGACUCACUAACCCACCAACUCACUCACUCACUCACCAACUCACUCACCAACUCACUCACUCACCGACUCACUAACCCACCAACUCACUCACUCACUCACCAACUCACUCAUCAACUCACUCAUCAACUAACCAACUCACUCACCAACUCACUCACUCACACACCAACUCACUCACUCACCUACUCACUAACCCACCAACUCACUCACCAACUCACUCACCAACUCACUUACUCACCAACUCACUCACCAACUCACUCACUCAUCAACUAACCAACCCACUCACCAACUCACUCACCAACUAAUUCCCUAACUCACUCACCAACUCACCAACUCACUCACCAACUCACUCACUCACCAACUCACUUACUCACCGACUCACUCACUAGCUCACUCACUCACCAACUCACCAACUCACUAACUCACUCACCAAAUCACUCACUCACCAACUCACUCACUCACCAACUCACUCACCAACUCACUCACUCACCAACUCACUAACUCACAAAGUCACUCACGAACUCACCAACUCAGUCACCAACUCACUCACUCACCGACUCACUAACCCACCAACUCACUCACUCACCAACUCACUCACCAACUCACUCACUCACCGACUCACUAACCCACCAACUCACCCAGACUUGGCUUCGCAGUGUGUGUGGGGGUAUAAAUGACUCACCACGUCUAGAAUGUCGUGAGUAGGUAGGGGCUGGCCUGGCACACGGGGGGAGGAAGGUCCGUGGGUCGGUUUGGAUGAUACUGAAAGUGUCGUGGGAUUUCCUUCUUUUGACUGCAGAGACAAGGCGAGUCAAUACGAGACGAAGACGCGAUGUCAGACGAGGAGGACCUGGAGGGGGGCUAUGCUGUGGUGCUGUGCGGCCGACGCGACCUGCCCCAGGGGGCGACGCACGCCGAGCUCACACUGAGCUCACACCAACACAGAGACCAGGACAUGACGUGCAUUGUGGUCAAGGCGCCAUUUCUCGAUGUUUACGAACAGAUGACAAAAAUCCCAGAGAGUGAGAUAUUUUCAAAAAAAGACCUGAAAAUCGUAAAUGGAUCAGCAGCUUUGGGGAGGCGGCGCUACAUUCGCGAAUUCUCCUCCGAGCUGCUGGAGGAGGAGGCGGGAGGCAGCAGCGAGUGUGAGGAGUUUGAAGAUACCUGCACUACCUCUUACCUCAAAUGCUGCAAAACCAACCCCAACAUCAAUCCAGAGGCUGGGAUGCUUUCUGACAGAGAUUCAUCGAAGCGAGGAGCCAUGAACGGGAAGAUUGUGAACUUCAUGAUGCAGAACACGGAGAGACAGUUCCAGUGGCUGGAGCACCUUGAGCAGCACGUGAAGACGCACUUCCCUCUGCACGAGAAGCGAAUCCGGGAUAAUCUGAUGAAGCGUUGGGGACACAUCCGUGCCCUGUUCAAACUGCAGCCCCUCAACCUCGUCAGGGCGUACUAUGGAGAGCAGGUGUGCAUGUACUUUGCGUGGCUGGGCUGGUACACCCACAUCCUGCUGGUGUCCACCCUGGUGGGACUCGGGGUGUUCCUCUACGGAGUGGCCACCUUCAACUCCAACAUGGUCAGCAAGGAGGUGUGCGAAGCGACGGACAUUGUCAUGUGUCCCCUGUGUGACGAGGGCUGCCACUUCUGGAACCUGUCGGACACGUGCACCUUCGCCAAGGUCGCCCAUCUGUUCGACAACAGCGCCACUGUGUUCUUCGCUGUCUUCAUGGCCGUUUGGGCCACAGUGUUUCUGGAGAUGUGGAAGCGCUACCGGGCAGUGCUCACCUGCAGGUGGGACCUCCUGGACAUGGGGGAGGAGGAGGACGAGUUGGUGCUGCGUACGGUGACGCGCCGCUACGUGCCGGGCCGGCCACGCUCGCCCCGCCACAGUGGCACCGCCUUCCAGCAUCACCAGCCCCCCUCCUCCUCCUCGUCGCCCUCGGGACUCACGUGCCGCAAGGUCGUCUCGCUGGGCAUCAUCUCCAUCGUCUGCUUCCUCAUGAUCUGCGUCGAGAUCGUUGCUGCGUACGCUAUCGUGGCCUACCGCGUCCUCAUGCGGGACGUGCUCUCACGGAGAGUGGAGCCCGGAUUCUUCCGCAACAACGCCGGCCUCGUGGUGGUGGGGAGCGGAGCCAUCCUCCACUUCCUGCUCAUCCAGUGCAUGAACAAGGUGUGCGGCAUUGUGGCCUCAAAAUUGGCAAACAUCGGGAGCGUGUCGCGAGAGAAGAGGGAGCGACGAUUCUGCAUCUUCAUCUUCAUCUUCCAGUUCAUCAACCACUUCAGCUCCAUCUUCUACGUGGCGUUCUUCCUGGGCAGGUUCAUAGGGAGACCUGGCAACUACGCUCGCUGGUUUCAGUUGUACCGCCUAGAAGAGUGCCACCCCAGUGGAUGCCUCAUCGACCUGUGUGUCCAGAUGGCCAUCGUCCUCCUCCUGAAGCAGCUCUUCAACAACGCCUUGGAGUUCGGCCGCCCCUUCUGCUGCCGCAAGUUUGGUGGUUUGAGGGGGGGGGCCCAGGGGGGGGCCGAGGGGGCGCCCCCCGUGGGGGGCUGGGAAGACGACCUCCGCCUGGAGGAGCCUCCAGAGUACUUCCUCGCUUACGAGUACCUCGAGAUGGUGCUGCAGUUUGGCUUCGUGACGAUCUUCGUUGCGGCGUUCCCGCUGGCCCCGCUGCUGGCGCUCACCAACAACCUGCUGGAGAUCCGCAUCGACGCGUGGAAGCUGUGCGCAUCCUGGCGGAGACCCGUGGCCAGGAGAGCUCGCGACAUCGGAAUCUGGUUCGGGAUUCUGGAGUUCAUCGGCGUGGUGGCGGUGAUCACCAACGCGCUCGUCAUCGCCAUCACCUCCGACUUCAUCCCACGCCUCGUCUACAUCCACGCCUACGGUCCCUGUGCGGGGCAGGGGCAAUACCGGGCCAAGAGGUGUCUACAGGGCUAUGUGAACAGCAGUCUGUCCGUGUUCCACGUGCGCCACUUGGAGAACUUCACGCAGCCAGCGCAGCGCGCCGGAGACCCCGUCAACAACAACGAAUCCUACUGCAGGUACAGGGACUACCGCCACCCGUCCUUCUCAGAGCAGCAGUACGAGUUCACGCCCCAGUUCUGGUUCAUCCUCGCGGCGCGCUUCGCCUUCGUCUUCUUGUUCGAGCACCUGGUGGUGGCAAUCAAGGUGUGUGUGGCGUGGCUGAUCCCGGACAUUCCGCUCAAUGUCAAGACGCGCAUCCUGCGCAAGAAGAGGCUCAAGUACAAGAAGAAGCUCGCCGGGCUGGUGCAGGACCAGGAGAGUCGCCGACGCUCCGAGCAGCCCCCUCCGCCGGACGUCGAGACCUCGGUGUGAGGAGUGCCGAGUCCCAGCCGACUCGGUCUUGGCCGGUCACUCCCCGGGUCGUCCAACCGUUAACCCCGUCCAAGAAACCGGUUCGAGCCUUGUGGUCGAAACCGGUUAGCACUUCCGAGCGUCGGCGUCCGGAACAUUUGAAUCUACGUUGUUGUACGCGCGGCGGAGCUCUUUGGCGGCGUGUACGUAGUUACUUGCACUAAUUGGAGGUGCGGAGGAAGGGAUUUGAUACGAUGAGAACACCGACACAAGGAUGUCUCCAUGGCAAAGACGAUGCUGACGUCACUAGCUGGAGCACGUUUGUUUGCCACGAGCACGUGUGGGUUCAUGCAGAUUUGAUGCCCUGAAAUAACAGUAGGUGUGUCUCUCUUUGGUGUUUGAAUAUGGUAGUCGGUUUUUUGUCACCAUUUUGAUACCGUCAACAAAGUCCCAUCGACAGGAGCCUUGCAGUUGUGACCGUCUCUCCGAUCCGGCCGUUGUCGGCCUCGCGAGAUGAACUCGGUUGGUCCAAAAUUCUGUUCUGCAAAGCUUAACCUGCACCCGCUGUGGAACUGCUAUUCAGCCAAAUCCCACAACCAAACGUUUGUAUUGUAGCCGGUGAGGCCCACUGAGCCAGGCAGCUCUUUCUCAGAAGCAUCCUGCAUGUUACAAAUGAUCGCAGCCAACCAAGUUGCUGAUCUCAUCAUCACGGGGGGAUUUAUAGCAGCAGCCAAAUACUCGCACCGCCUGUUUCUAAAUGUGGAGGGAAAGACCGGAGCACUCGGAGAAAAUCCACGCAGCCACGGGGAGAAAGAGAGACGCAAACUCCAAAUAGACAGCAGCAGGCGUCAGGGUUGGGAUCGAACUCACGACCUCCUGUAGACCAGGCGAGGGAGAUGACAUCUCAUAGCCACUUACGUGCCAAUGCUGAGAAACCCCCCCCCCCCACCUGCCCCCCAACCCUACUGCUGGGAACAACAACAGUGGACAGGACCCUCCUGAAAAUAAAGCCAUGCGACUCGGUGAGGCUAGCCAUGGUUACACACACGGCCAUUGUGAACCCCGUCAGAAACGGAGAGAGACCCAGAAUCGGGCUUGAACUCGAUGUUUCGUGGGCAGUGGUUCAAGUGACACAGCCAUUAUGAACCCAAAGACAGAGACACCCAGAUCCAGGGCUUGAACCCAGGGUCUCAGUGCCAGUACUUUCGAGAGAAUGUGUGUGUACGUAUGUACGCAUGUUGAACUUCUUUGUGUAUGUAAGUGUGUACAUAUAUUGAACUUUUUUCACACCGUACGUAGUCAACACUGCUAGGACAACAAACUAAACACAAACCUCAUUUUAUAAAGAAACGAGUUUUCAAUCUAGAUGAUUUAAAAGUGAAUAGCUCCCAGUGUCUUCCUAAUAUCAGAAGGAAGAGCGGUCCAGACGGCCGCAGAAGCGUAUCUGAAAGAGCGUGAUGCGGUGACCAUCUACGUUCGAUGACAAGCCAGAAGCAGCUGCUCCGAGGAUGAGUCCAAGUGAGCCGAGUUGGAAGCUGGGAGAUUAUUGAUAAGGCCAACGUGGGGUCAUGUGCGUUGGGCAGUUGUCCCGCGUUCUGGAAUAAAUUUGUAACCCCUUUAAAACUGA
Molecule: messenger RNA, 6046 nt
Organism: Lethenteron reissneri (Far Eastern brook lamprey)
Lineage: Eukaryota; Metazoa; Chordata; Hyperoartia; Petromyzontiformes; Petromyzontidae
Product: anoctamin-4-like
Biological process (GO): chloride transmembrane transport
Cellular component (GO): plasma membrane
Molecular function (GO): chloride channel activity
Source: RefSeq, a predicted model, not a curated record